AUGUCCUUUCGAGCAUCGCACGAGGCGGGGCGCCGCGCCAGCCGGGGGACGUCAGGGUCCCAUCUUCGCGAUGCGGGACCCCACGCGCUCGUCCGCCUGCCCACGCCCCAACUUGCCCACACAAAUCAUCCAGCGUCGCCAGCUGCUCCCCAGAUGCCUGGAGCGUGGACUACAGAGACUAAGCCCUCAGGGACGCCGCCCCUCGCCCAGCUGCGCGGCUUUGCAUCCAGGAACGCGUUCGCAGCGCAGCCCGGGGUGGCGCCGCUGCGACCCCACGCCACGGCGGGAUAG
This is a messenger RNA of Fibroporia radiculosa, 291 nucleotides long. RefSeq lists its product as uncharacterized. The record is from RefSeq and is a predicted model, not a curated record. Lineage: Eukaryota; Fungi; Basidiomycota; Agaricomycetes; Polyporales; Fibroporiaceae. The coding region runs from base 1 to 291 and encodes 96 amino acids. The transcript is spliced from 2 exons.